UAUCCGACGGACGAUUCCGUUCUCUCCGUUCUUGCAGCCCGUUUCCGUGCAGACUUACCUUACGCUAGAAUCGGCUCUACCGGCCUCGUCGUCGUGAAUCCAUGCAAGACCCUAUCCAAUGUCAACGAUGCGAGUGCCAAGGAGUACGAGGAAAGGUGCUACAAGGACACUAGCCUCAGCCUGAUCGAUACCCGUCGGCCUCCCCAACCACAUGUAUACGAGCUAGCAGUCAAGGUCUAUCUUCUCAUGCGAAGGAGAGGCGAAUCACAGGCUGUCAUCGCUCGGGGCAUUUCCGGGUCAGGGAAGACCACUAGUACUACACUACUGGCGGAUCAGAUUCUCCGUCUCUCAGCUCACUCUAAGCGAGAACGAAAAAUCGCAGAGCAAAUCAAGGCAUUCUCUCUAUUACUCGAGUCUUUUGGCAACGCGAAGACUCCCACGAAUCCCAACGCCUCACGACACACACGCUAUACGGAACUCCACUUUAACGACCGGGGGCGCAUCAGCGCCGCCAAGGUUUUGGCCUUCGGUCUGGACAAGUCUCGUCUCACUCGCUUGUCUUUCGACGAGCGUUCAUAUCAUGUGUUCUACCAGCUCCUCGCAGGUGCCACGCCUGCGGAACGGGAUGCUCUUGGCCUUGAGGGUCCCUCGGAAUACUCCCUUCUAGCUUCAUCGGGCUGUUACCGUCUUCCAGCUGGCCCAUUCAGUGACGACGCUUUGGCCAUGGAUAACUUGCGUGAGGCAUUCAGGGCGUUGGGGUUCAAGUUCAAACAUGUCUCUUCCAUCUUCAGCAUCCUCGCUGCUUUGCUUCUUCUUGGCAAUAUAGAGUUUGGGGAGGCUGAUGCUCAGGACGUUUCUGCAUACAUCAUCAAUGUGCCAGUCCUCCAACAGGCUGCGAAGCUUCUUGGAAUAUCUCCAGAGGAGCUAAGCGAAGCCUUGACAUGCAAGUCAAACUACAUGCGAAAAGAGCUCUUCACUGUGUUAUUAAACGCGAAGCAAAGCGCCGCACAGAGAGACCAAUUCGUUCAGGGGCUUUAUGCAAUCCUCUUCGCUUUCAUUGUCGAGACGGCUAAUUACAAACUGGCGCCUCUCGCACAAACGCCCUCGUGCUCAGCCACACAACUUGUGCUGCUGGACCAAGCUGGCUUCCAGACAAAAUCACCAUCGGGUCCCGGCACUCCACUUAUCUCCGCACUUCGUAAUGGCUUUGAGGAAUUCUGCAUCAACUCCAUGGAGGAAAUUUUGCAGGCUCACGUUUUGCGCAGCAUCUUUGAUGGUGAUGCAGGUUUUAAUGCCCGCAUCGCUGCAGAUGGCAUCUCGUUGCCAACUGUUACCGCUAUAAGCAACUUUGCAUGUGCGGAACUCCUGCAGGGGUGCUCUACUAACGAACGCAACUCUCGGAAGCCCGGCGGCAUCCUGGGCGUGAUCGACAAGGCUGUCAACUCCUACAAGUCUGGAAGAGGCGACUCUCGGCGGAACAAUGAACUCUUGCAAGACUUGACUUCCAAGUUUUCCACCCACCCCUCUUUUGUUCCGCCGCCUCCCGACGACAGGAAUAUAUUUACCAUAAAGCACUUUGCGGGCACGUGUGCCUACGAUGUUUCCUCUUUUGUCGAGAGAGAUGCAGACCUUUUCGACCCUCUUUUUGUCUCGAUCUUGCGCAGUUCGGCAGAUCCACUGGUCGCUAAACUCGUGUCCGGACCUGGCUUGCCCAUUGAGAAGCACCAAAGUGACCCGGAGACGAUUGUGCAGGCACAGGUGUCCUCCCUUCCCCUCCGCCACACCACUCCAUUGUCAGGAGUGAGCAACGAGACUCACCGUCUGAAUGUAAACAAGAUCUACCCCGUCACCACACAGCUCAAUCAGACCUUGCGGGACGUGUUGUCUAACAUCGAGAGCGUGCGGUUGUGGACCCUGUCAUGCAUCAGCCCUAAUGACAAUGGGUUCUCCAACUCUAUGGACAAACGUCGUGUCAAGACACAAAUUCACGCCCUCCACUUACCGGACAUCAUAUCACGCAGAAGGGUUGAGUUUGUAGCUGAUUUUGACCAUGCCGAGUUUUGCGAUAGAUACCGACCCACUAUGCGCGGCUCUCACGCAGAACGUAUAAGGCAAUGUGUGCAGUCGAACGGGUGGAUAGAAGGCGUGGAUUUUGCUCUCGGCCAUCAGAAGAUAUGGCUGUCGUAUUACGCAUGGAAGAUGGUGGAAGACGUUGUGCGUUCUGCAGAGAAGGAACACAAGAGGAUUUCCCGCGAGAAUUCAGGAGAAGACGAAAACGUAACGGCAGAUGACGUUCCAGAUUACCUCCGCACCCCGGAGGGUAACGAUCAUGGACUGUUCGACGAAUCACCUGACAUCCCACGUCAAAUCCCGAGAACCCCAAGCGCUUAUGACGACUCCCCGCAUUCUCGCGCGCCAUCCAUGGGUUACGGUUACGUAGAGGAGGCGGGGUCUGUGUGGGACAAGAAAACCGAAGGUUACGCACCCACACCACCAUUGCUCCCAACGCCCGGUGAUUUGGCUACUGUUGAUGGCCAGGAUACAUUCGAGGAACACUUGCCUACCACUCGUGUCAGACGAUAUUGGCUAUUGUUCGUUCGGCUGUUCACAUGGUGGAUCCCGGACUUCCUGCUCACUUACAUCGGCCGCAUGAAGCGUCCUGACGUCCGUCUUGCGUGGCGCGAGAAGGUCACCAUUUUCGUCCUCAUUUUCUUCGCCAACGCGAUCGUUCUUUUCUAUAUUAUCGCUUUCGGAGUCCUCCUUUGCCCGGACUUUAACAAGGCCUGGACUUCUAAUGAAGUUGCACAGCACACUGCCAGCAAUGACUAUUACGUGUCUAUCCAAGGCCGUGUCUACGAUGUCUCGAACUUCGUACGAGGAGAUCACAGCGAUGUCACGGGGGAACCGAGCAAUAGUGCAUCCGUGAUUGAUGGCCUCGCGGGGACGGACAUGACGUACUAUUUUCCACCUCCCCUUCAACUGGCAUGCACUGGGCUCGUCAGCAAUCAGUACAUGUAUAUCACGAUACAGAACAGCUCGGAGAUGCUCUACACCGAAGCUUCACAUGCCUCUGGUGUCAACGCUCGAUACAACCCAUCGGCCCUGGACAACACGGAUUGGUACACGGCUAAUUUCUUGCCCACGAUCAAUCAGUAUUACAAGGGAGCUUUGGUCUGGGAACCAAGUGAAAUAUUCUCGCAAGCCAACGAUACGACCAUUCAACGAAUCUGGGCCAUCUACGAGAGCAGCAUCUACGACCUGACCGAUUACGUGUACACGAUGGAUACAGUGAAUGUCCACAACACGGCAUACAGCUUUCUAGACUCAGAUCUCGUGUCGACAUUCACGCAGCAACCUGGUACGGAUAUCACCUCAGCUCUUAACAAAGUUUUGGCCUCGAUGGAUGCAACCAACCGGACGGCAAAUAUGGACUGCCUGCAAAAUGCUUUCUACUGGGGAGAGGUAGACUUUCGGUAUACCCCGCGGUGCCAGGUCCAGAAUUACAUGUUGUUAGUUUUUUCGAGCAUUAUCAUGGCAUCCAUGCUGGUGAAGUUCUUGGCUGCUCUUCAGCUGGGAACGAAGCGCUUCCCGGAACGUUUGGACAAAUUUGUCUUGUGCCAAGUUCCGUGCUAUACUGAGGGUGAAGAUUCGCUGCGCCGUACCAUUGAUUCGCUCGCGGCCCUCGACUACGAUGACAAACGUAAGCUUAUCUUCGUCAUAUGCGAUGGUAACAUCAUUGGGAGUGGCAACGAACGUCCCACACCGGAGAUUGUCCUUGAAAUUCUUGGAGUUGACCCAAUCAAGACCAACCCGGAGGCGCUCAUGUUCAAGUCUAUCGGUGAAGGUUCUCAGAAGCUCAAUUAUGGCAAAGUGUACUCAGGACUGUAUGAGUUCGAAGGCCACGUGGUCCCGUACUUGGUUGUGGUUAAAGUCGGGAAACCAAGUGAACGUUCGAAACCGGGAAAUCGUGGAAAACGUGACAGUCAGAUCCUGCUGUUUCAGUACCUUAACCGCGUUCAUUUCGAUGCGCCUAUGUCACCUCUGGAAUUGGAGAUCUACCACCACAUGCGUGACAUUAUCGGCGUGGACCCGACGUUCUAUGAAUACAUCUUUACAGUAGAUGCUGAUACAUCUGUCACUCCACAGUCCCUGAAUAGACUGGUGGCAGCGUCCAUCGCGGAUGCGAAUAUCGUCGGUAUAUGUGGUGAGACGAAGCUCCAAAACGAGGAAGGUUCUUGGUGGACUAUGAUCCAGGUUUAUGAAUAUUACAUUUCACAUAACCUAGCAAAGGCAUUUGAGAGUCUCUUUGGAUCUGUAUCGUGUCUGCCUGGAUGCUUCAGUCUUUACCGGAUUCGCACCGCAGAUAAGGGUCGACCCCUCAUCAUAUCCAAUCGGGUCAUUGACGAGUACGCCGAAAGCCAUGUUGACACCUUACACAAGAAGAAUCUGUUUUCACUCGGUGAAGAUCGGUUCCUGACCACUCUGCUCAUGAAACACUUUCCAUCGUACAAGACAAAGUUCCAGCCAGACGCCGUUGCCCGCACGACGGCGCCAGUCUCAUGGAGGGUUCUGUUUUCGCAGCGUCGCCGGUGGAUUAACUCGACCGUUCACAACCUUUGUGAACUUGCCAUUUUACCUGACUUGUGUGGAGUUUGUUGUUUCUCUAUGAGGUUCUUCGUGUAUCUUGAUCUCAUCGGUACUAUUAUAUUGCCGGCCACCGUGGUUUACUUGGUUUGGCUCAUUGUCGAGGUAGCGACUGGAUCGUCGGCGUUCCCAUACAUAUCCAUUGCCAUGAUUGCGGCGGUCUACGGUCUACAGGCCCUCAUUUUCAUCAUCAGACGAGAAUUCAUGUUGGUAGGUUGGAUGGUGGUGUACCUCCUAUCGUACCCUAUCUACAGUUUCUUCCUGCCCAUCUACUCGUUCUGGAAAAUGGAUGAGUUUGGCUGGGGUAACACCCGCGUUGUCCUCGAUGAUGGAAGUAGUAAGAAAGUCCUCGCCACAGCCGGUGACAUGAAGUUUAGCGAGUCCAUGAUUCCAUACAAAAAGUUCAGUGAGUACCAAGCAGAAGCGUGGGGCAGUGGUGGUUCCGAGAGCACUGCACCAACACCACCUUUACCCGCCCCACAACCCCGGAGGCCUGUUUCUCAAAUGCGGACUGUUUACGAAUACGAACAGUCCGAACCAGGUGAUUACUAUCGCAAUACCAACAUUCUACCAAAUGCGGCGCACAUAAAUGUUCGCAGCCAGUCUUCCCGCCCAGGUUCACGCGCCGUGUCAGAGUACAACAGGAACUCUGCGAACGCCUUAUCGGCGGGUCCGUCACAGGAACGCAUCUCGUUGUUGUCGAUGAAUGCGUUCGGUAUGGCUCCACCAACCGAUCCACGUAUAACGGCAAUGUCGACCAUGAACCGUCCCAUGUCGCCCGCUGCUACUUUGGGCAUCGUAUCUCAACCUGGCUUCGGCAUCACGCGUCCCAUGUCCACGUUUUCCGUGGCUACGACAGGUUACGCUGGUCCAAGCAAUAACCCAAACCCUUCUGAAGAAGAGCUAUACCACGCUCUCAGAACGUAUUUGAGCACGCAGGACUUGAUGACAGUAACCAAAAAGACCGCCAGGGACGCGAUGGCUGCCUGGUAUCCGAGGGCGGAUUUAACGUCGCGCAAGGAUUUUUUGAACCAAGCAAUUGACAAUAUCCUUUCCCAAGUCUAAAUUGCAUUGUUGUAGUAGUUGGUUCAACUCCAGCAUGUUGUUCGUGAUUCAGGACUUUUUGCCUAAACCAUUGUCUUCGCAUUCUUCCGGACAUUAUCUAAUUGUUGUGUUUUUAUUGGGACUGGUCAUGUUUUCUGCAUUUUCGAACACGUUGCACACGUUACAGUAACCUGGACUUUGAGACAAUCACCCUUUCGAAAGUUGGUCUUUUUGUGUUACCUGUUGUACUUCCUUCGCAUUCGGACUAAAGUAGCUACACCAACUAACAAUUUGAGCAUCCAUUAAGUGACACGGAUAACGAACACCAUUAAGAUGAAGGCAAUCACGACAAUAAUGAU
Pisolithus orientalis is the source of this 6047-nucleotide messenger RNA. Its product is annotated as glycosyltransferase family 2 protein. Gene Ontology annotation, molecular function: ATP binding; chitin synthase activity; cytoskeletal motor activity. The coding region runs from base 247 to 5709 and encodes 1820 amino acids. Gene Ontology annotation, cellular component: cell periphery; cell septum; myosin complex. Lineage: Eukaryota; Fungi; Basidiomycota; Agaricomycetes; Boletales; Pisolithaceae. The transcript is spliced from 13 exons. The record is from RefSeq and is a predicted model, not a curated record.